Aethina tumida (small hive beetle) is the source of this 1377-nucleotide messenger RNA. Its product is annotated as chitinase-like protein Idgf4. Gene Ontology annotation, biological process: chitin catabolic process; carbohydrate metabolic process. NCBI's taxonomy places the organism in Eukaryota, Metazoa, Arthropoda, Insecta, Coleoptera, Nitidulidae. Bases 1 to 1377 code for a protein of 458 amino acids. The record is from RefSeq and is a predicted model, not a curated record. The transcript has 3 exons. Gene Ontology annotation, molecular function: chitin binding. Gene Ontology annotation, cellular component: extracellular region.
AUGACAUCAUCAACGUUAAAAUCGGUCGGUUCGCCGCUGAGAAAACGUUCAGUCAGUGCGAAACCGGCCACAAAAAUGGUUCUCACUGUUUUAGUUCUGACUGUGGGGCUUUUGGCCCCCGCCUUUGGCCAGUACGCCAAAAUAGUUUGCAACUACGAGACCAAAGCUCACACCAGAGAAGGACAAGGAAAAUUCGACGUGAACAACUUAGAACCGGCUUUAGAUAUUUGCACCCACCUAAACUACGGUUACGCCGGAAUCAACGAUGAUAGCUUAAAGCUCGUUCCCCUAAAUGAACAUUAUGAUGUCAUUAAAGACAACUACAGACGCGUCACAGACUUGAAAGCCAGACAUCCAAAAUUGAAGAUCCUGCUUUCGGUCGGUGGCAAUGAAGAUAUUACCGGCGAAGGUUCUGAAAAAAACCUCAAAUAUAGAGAGUUGUUGGAGUCGUCGACCAAGAGAAUGGCUUUCGUAAACUCCGCCUACACUUUGGUCAAGAGUUUCGGCUUCGACGGCAUCGACUUGGCGUGGGAAUUCCCCGAGAACAAGCCCAAGAAGGAGCACUCAACCAUCGGCAAAUUGUGGAAGUCGUUCAAGAAAACCUUUACCGGAGACAGCGUUUUAGAUGAGAAAGCUGAUGAGCACAAAGAUCAAUUUGUAGCUUUGGUCAGAGAGUUGAAGAACGCCUUCAAACCCGACAAUUUUUUGGUCACCUUGACUGUCUUACCCAACGUCAACAGCUCAAUUUUCUAUGACCCGAGAAAUUUGGCCCCGCACUUGGACUACGUGGCUCUGCACGCGUUCGACUUUUACACCCCCCAACGCAACCCAAAACUGGCCGAUUAUCCAGCCCCCUUGUACGAACUGAUAGAUAGAAGACCGGACGAAAACGUCGACGCCCAAGUCAAGUUCUGGCUGUCCAAUGGUUGCCCAGCCAGUAAAAUAGUCCUGGGAAUCCCCACCUACGGCAGGACCUGGAACCUGGACGAAGACGCCAAAGUGGACGCCGUGCCACCGCUAGGAUUGGAUGGACCUGGUGAACCAGGCACCUGGACCAAGGACGCUGGACUGUUGAGUUACGGUGAAAUUUGUACCAAAAUCAAGCCUCUUAACGUACCCACCGGACCGGGAGAUCUUAAACAGGUCCCCGACCCCACCAAAAAGCAUGGGGUUUACGCCUAUCGUCUCCCAACUGAUUCGCAAAAAGGUAUCUGGAUUGGUUAUGAGAAUCCCGAAACUGCGGCCACCAAAGCCGAUUAUGUUAAAGCUAAAGGAUUGGCGGGAGUUGCCAUUGACGACUUAACCCUGGACGAUUUUAAAGGCGUUUGUGAUCGCAACAGUUACAGCAUUCUUCGCGCUGUUAAAUCCAGAUUGUAA